AGUGUUGAGAUGUUCACUGAGUGAGAUACAGUAAGAUCCAAAUAGCGGGGAUAGCCAGAAAAGAUGAAAUACGUUUUAAUCAAACGUAAUUUACAAAGGGAUCGUAUCACACUGAAAGCUCAUAUUUUGUCACUAGCAACCUAGCCUAUAUCAUGUUGCAGCUGUGACUAGACAUGGUGAAUGCUUUGCGACGGCUUGCAACAACGUGCAACAUCUAAUUCACACUGCUGCAACUCCUUUCUGCAACGGUUUCGUGUCAUUGCAAAUCUUUGGUGUGAAUUGGGCUUUAAACGGACGAUCUGACGGAUUUUAGAAAAAAAACAGACCAGGCCUCUAUUGGAGACCAGCCUUUAACCCAAACCUAUUAUUUCAAGUUUUACGGUAUUUCACUUAGGGUAAGUAGCUACUUGACAUAGCUCACUUAAGUAGCAAUGUGACAAUGUAGGAACAGGCUUCCAUAUGCUUCCAUCACCAGCAGCAAGAUAGGCUGCUUCCAAUCACUUGUUAUUAUCAAAAAAUGUUAUGUAAUGUUAUUAUAUCAUAUGGAGGAAGAGGUAGCCUAUCUGACAUUGCUAACCUAGUCUGAUAUCAGGCUAUCGGUAACCGUUUAGGAAAAUGUAAGGGAAUAAUGAGAUAUGAGAAUCCUCCACCUCCUCAGAGCAGACUUCGCACGGCACUGUUUGUAAGGAGUUAACCUAUGAUUGGCAACUUUUGCAUAACAAUUCAGGUGGUGACAUGCAAGUUGUAGAUUUCUGAUUUGAUAUGUACUGAUAGUGAUCUUCUUGGCACUAUUCUGUCCCUGGUCAUCGUUAUCCCUCCUGAGAAAGACACAAAGUUUUUUGCAAAAGGCAAAAACCACCUCAAGCGAGCAUAUAAUAUUCUACCUAAGCUUAUAUAUGUAUGUUCAAAUUAUCUGGGGUGCUUUAAUAUGUGUAGGGCAAAAAUGCUCAGGGUUUUUAGAGGAGGAAGAGGAAUUAAGCCAAUUAGGCUUAACAGCAGUGUGUGGCGUCCCAGACCCACCCCCUGCACACUCAUAAUAAGUUCUCUACAACAGAUUGUUCUAUCAUUCUUCUUUGUUGCUAUGGCCGUCUUUGAUCCGAUCAGGAACAUAACUAAACAAAUUGCAAGCCCUUAAUGUGGGCACCAACAAAUCCCAACAAAUUCUUCAGUCAAUCAUCUCCGUCUCUGUGGCAGUUUAUGAUCCAAUUAGCAACAUAACCACACAAAAUGGCAGGUGCCAUUAACUACCUGUAACAAUUCAAUGUAUUACAACGAAUUAUAAAGUUCAACGACACCGUUUGUACUACUAAUUGUGUUAUUUAUUUACUAGAUAGCGUAAGAAAGAGAGAAGAAGAAACAAAAAAGGGCCUUCAUAUAGAGCAGGCCGCAUAUUAAUCUCUGUCUGUUUGUAUUCCCCGUAAAGUCUGUGUGUUAAUUCUGUUCGUUUACUGUAACUCAGUCUUUGAUCUUAUAUGAUACAAAAACAGUAAACAGUAAUCCAAAUCCCAGGAAAGAUAUUCCAACAAACAAAAAAAUAAGUCCUUAAGUUUUCCAAAUGUCCAACCACAGCUUAAUCGUUAUGGCAGCAAUGACACCCGGCAAUAAACAAAAAUAAAAAAAGUCACAUCUCACCCACGAUCCGUUUCCAGGUGGUAUUCCAAAGCGAUUUAGUCCAUUAGUCCGACCCGAAAAAACAAACAAAUAUCCACCGUCGAGCAAUUCUGAUCACCAUGGUGAAGCCAUUUAAUUCCUCCUUUGUCUCCCUCCGACACCAUGUUCCUAGUUUAAAUUUCUCUGCCCUAUGACGGAAUUCGGUCAGCUGAUUUACCUGUGCAAGCUGCGCUUCAGAGAGACAGACGUGCAGUCAGUAAGGAAAAAUGAGUGAAAAGUGAAUCUCUAUUUAAGUGAAAUUUCUUUCCUUACUCUCGUAUGCAUACAAAACAGAACAUAACCUGGCCAGGAAUAACUUAUAUUUUUUCUUUAUUUAGAUACAUGCAUUCAUUUACUAUUUAAUUAAUUUAUGAGCCCUUGUAUAUGUGGCAGUGGCUACAUACCACUUCAGAAAUAGCGACACUGCAACAAGAUUUCAGAAGCGUUGGGGGUGACUACUCCAAAGCUUCUAGCACCUAUCUCCACUGGUCUUGUGUGUGUUUGCCAGCCACGUUCCCUUACUUCUGCUAUUAGUUCUCCUCCAUUUCUUCAAAUGGAAUAGUUAGGUAAAUAGAGUAGACAAUGCACUCACAUUCCGAAUUCAAAACCAUGUCCUGUAUAAGAACAGAACAGUCUCAACAAUACACUCGCAGUUACCUUCUGACAUCCAUCAGGAGAGUUCAAUCCCAUACUUUGCCCCAUCUUAUUGUUUGCAUUCGUCUCCAGGGGUAGCGGCCCUGGUUCAGGCUAGUUUUGUAACUAGAUAGAAUAUGCAUUAAAGAGCCAUGACCCAUACAUAACUUUCAGUUUCCUUUUUCACCAACCCAUUGACUGAGGUUCGAGUAAGUCCAGUAAGAAGAACAUCAUAAGUGGCUCCUACAUGAAUUUAAUGCAAUGUGGUUAACAUCCAUAGCCCAUAGCUCUUUCCAGCUGAUCCUCCUCUUAACACCAUGCCAGUUCAUCCAUUAUUUAUCCUUGUUUCGCUUGAGACACAGCUGUUGAACGUCUAGUUUGCUCUUCUUGUUCGCAAUCAAAGCUGGUUACCAUCUGUCUCUUCUCCUGUGCUGUAGACUUACUCCAUGCUUUUGAACUGGUACGAAGACAAAAUCUUCUGCACCUGUCCAACAAUAUCCCUUCAGUCUUAACUGCUUCCUGUGGAUUCCACUUCCUCCCUGUUUUUUCUGUUGGGGCAGAGAUCUUGAUGACUGGAUCCUUGGAAUGUGACAUGUCCAGACUGGUCUUAGCAUCAGAGGAGAUCAUAGUGUAUACUUUCUGUGUACACAAGGGUCCACUAGGGUCUGUUUGAUAUAAAUGAGAAGCUCUAUGUUGGUGGGAAUGCUGCUCUUAUGGGACAGAAGUUUGCAUCUUACCCUCAGCUCAUGGUUCUGCUUUGUGGACCUGUUGGGCCUAAGCUGCAUCAGUUACUGGAUGAUCAGAUUGUAGUUCCUCCUCAGUCCCUUCAAGAGACUGAUGAGUUCCACCUUAUUCUGGAGUAUCAGGCCGGGGAACAGUGGGGCAUGACACAGGCACCUCAAGCUAACCGUUUCAUCUUUUCCCAUGAUGUGGCCAAUGGGAAGAUGAGUUCUAUGGAGAUUUUUGCUGCCAGCAUUGAAGAGUUCCAGCCAGAGUUGGUAGUUCUCUCUGGCCUGCACAUGAUGGAGGGAAUGGGAAAGAAUCUGUGGAGAGAACGGCUCAAAGAGGCUGUAGUGGCCAUCUCUGAUGUUCGCAAACAGAUUCCCAUUCAUCUGGAAUUGGCCAGCAUGACUGACAAGGAAUACAUGAGCAGCAUCAUGCAAGAGCAGGUCAUCCCCAUAGUGAACUCCAUCGGGCUGAAUGAACAGGAGUUGCUGUUCUUGUCCCAGGCGGGAAGAGGCCCACACUCUGAGCUGAAGACUUGGGAUGGCUUACCAGAUGUGGGUCGUGUCAGUGACAUACUUCUGUGGAUCCUCAAGCAGCAUGGUCGCAGUGAUCCAAGUUCAGAGGCUGACCUUACACGCAUCCAUUUCCACACAUUGUCUUAUCACAUUUUGGCUACAGUCGAUGGAUACUGGGGUAACCAGGUCGCAGCUGUGGCAGCUGGGGCACGUGUGGCUAGCUGUCAAGCUUGUGGCAUCCAGGCCAUUGAUGUCCAAAAAGUGAUCCUCAAAGCCCCACACACAUUUUACAGCUCUCAUAGUGAGCCCAGGGAGCAACUGAAUAUCAGUCCAAAUCAGCCUGUCACAAUAUGGCACCGUGAUAAUGUGACCUUCUACCUGACCCCUGUUCUGGUGUGUAAACAACCUCUGCGGACAGUGGGGUUAGGUGAUGCCAUCUCUGCUGAGGGACUCUUUUAUUCAGAAAUGCUGUCACAUGAGCUCUAAGGACCUGCUAUAAAGUUGAUCAUGGCUCUUCAUCUAUAGUUACUUGUACAUGGUACUGUUACAGAACAAUAUUCUGUCAAAAAAUGUCCACUGUUAGGUUUCUAGUGAUGUCCUGUUUUAUGCAGUGGAUCUCAGAAUCAUUUCUUCACACUCCAAAAUAUGUUGAUUUUUUUUAACAGUAAUAAGUCAAUACAUUUAUGUUCACUUUCCUUGUUAAUUGUCCUGUCAUACAUUUUGUUGUAUGUGUCAAGCAGGUCAGUACCCAGUACAUGUCCUUAUUGAUAAAUGCUGAACUUCAGCACAAGUUGUAGCUACUAAUAGGUAAGGACCAUAGGCAGAGACGGGAAGAAAUUUGAAUGUCCUCAUGUAAAGAAACUAGUCUUAAUCCCAUAGUGCAAUAUGUCCUUUUUACCAUAACGUUUCCAAAGUGUCAUUGAGUACAGGAUUUUAGUUGUCUUAAGGUUCAGGCGCCUUCUACCAGCAUUAUACUACACUUUGUGAAGUUUUUUUUUUUUUUUUAAUGGAUUUGUUCUGUGUUGAUGUCAGAGAAAAGAAAUGUAUAGAGGUAUAGUUGGAAUAACACCAUGGUCAGAAUAACACUUCAGGUAUUUAAACAUUUUUGUUAUUGGCUGUUCUUACUCAGCUCAUGAAACCUCUUUCAAUGUAUAGAUUCUCAUGUAAAAGUUUUCCCUUUCACAAUUUUCUUAAAAAAUCAGAAAUCUGCCAUUAUGUCGAUAUUCUCUCUUUAGUUAAAUUCUUUUAAUUUUUUUCUCACCAAGUUUUUAAGCAUAAGGUUUUUUUUACACAUUGUGAUUGAAAUAAUAAAUCACACAUGUGAAUCUUGGAGAAACUUUGACUUUUGUGGACCCCAGAUAGUUAAAAUGAUGAGCGGCUGUGGCAGUAAUAGAUUUUUAAAAAGCGUACUAAUAAAUACGAAAUACAAAGCAAAA
Messenger RNA from Alosa alosa (allis shad), 4960 nucleotides. RefSeq names its product ADP-dependent glucokinase (gene adpgk). The record is from RefSeq and is a predicted model, not a curated record. The transcript is spliced from 6 exons. Bases 2997 to 4010 code for a protein of 337 amino acids. Gene Ontology annotation, molecular function: ADP-specific glucokinase activity. Gene Ontology annotation, cellular component: endoplasmic reticulum. NCBI's taxonomy places the organism in Eukaryota, Metazoa, Chordata, Actinopteri, Clupeiformes, Clupeidae. Gene Ontology annotation, biological process: glucose metabolic process.